Hippocampus zosterae (dwarf seahorse) is the source of this 1527-nucleotide messenger RNA. RefSeq names its product 4,4'-diaponeurosporen-aldehyde dehydrogenase-like. Gene Ontology annotation, cellular component: cytoplasm. Gene Ontology annotation, biological process: aldehyde metabolic process. Gene Ontology annotation, molecular function: aldehyde dehydrogenase (NAD+) activity. NCBI's taxonomy places the organism in Eukaryota, Metazoa, Chordata, Actinopteri, Syngnathiformes, Syngnathidae. The transcript has a single exon. The record is from RefSeq and is a predicted model, not a curated record.
AUGUCCCUGGAUAUAAUCGACAACCCCUCGUUGAUCAAACCUGCCCUCGACCAGCUCAAGGCCAGCUACUUGGAGGGCGGGUGCCGGCCCCUCAAGGCCCGCAAGGCCGCCCUCAACAAGCUGCUUCAGGGGCUCACUGAAAUGGCCAAUUAAUUCCACGAUGCGCUCAAGGUCGACCUCGGCGUCAACUAAUUCGGCUCUGAGCUUUACAGCCUCUUCAUCACCAAAAAGGAAAUCGAGAACAACAUCGCCCAUCUCGACCAGUGGGCCAAGCCGAUCUCUUACGAUACUCCGGUCGCGAUCGGCCCCGGCAAGAGCUACGUCGUCAAGGAGCCGCUGGGGGUGGUGCUGGUCAUGAGUGCGUGGAACUAUCCUAUCUACACAUCGAUAGGCGCCGUCGCUCCCGCGAUCGCCGCGGGCAACUGUGUUAUCCUCAAGCCCAGUGAGAUGGCACCUGCCUCAUCUAAAGUGCUCACCAAAAUGUUCGAAAAGUACAUGGAUCCUAUGUACUUCAGGAUCAUCGAGGGUAAGGUUGAGGUCGCCAAGGCUAUUGUUACCUACCCCUUCGACCUCAUCAUCUUCACCGGCUCUCCUAUGAAGGGCAGGCUUGUGGCCAAGGCCGCUGCUGAAAACCUGACGCCUUGUAUUUUGGAGCUCGGUGGGAAAAGCCCGACAAUUGUUGACGAGGACGCUGAUCUAAGCGUGGCAGCGCAAAGAAUCGUCCAAGGGCGGUUCGCGAACAGCGGGCAGACCUGUGUCGCUCCGGAUUACGUGCUGGCCCAUAAGGCCAUCAAGUUCGAGCUGAUAAAAUACCUGGUCCAGUACACCAAGGCCUUCUUCCCUGACCGGACCGACCUCGCUAAGAUCGUCAACUCCAUGCACGUCGACCGGCUCAAAAGCUACCUCUAAGAAAACCACCGAGGACAAGUGAUGGUCGGCGGGCAGGUGGACUAAGCCAACCGGUUCAUCGCCCCCACGAUCGUGGACAGCCCCUCCGACGAAAGCCUGCUCAUGAAGGAGUAGAUCUUCGGACCUAUACUGCCGGUCCGUGAGUUUUCUACGAUCGAGGAGGUGGUGGGUUACGUGAAUGGCAGGGACAAGCCCCUCGCGCUGUAUUACUUCGGCAGUAGGAACAGGCAGCAGCUGCUGUAACGCACGUCCUCGGGGGCCUUUGUGGUCAACGACACCAUUUUCCAUGUGACUCAUCCCGAGCUGCCUUUCGGGGGUGUGGGCAACUCGGGAUCGGGUGCGUACCAUGGUAAGUUUGGAUUCGACGGGUGUUCGCACCUGAAGCCGGUGCUCGAAAAAGGGACGCUUAACAUGUUCCCUCUGUCAGCACGGUACCCUCCCUACGACGGGAGCAAGCAGUCGCUGUUGCUGUUCAUGAUGAAGAACAGUUUCAUCGGGCAGCACAAGCUGCUCUGGAGCCUGGGGCUGGCCAGCCUAGCGGCGGCAGGAGCGUGGGUGUACUGGUCAGGCAGGUGGCAGGACGCGCUGAACAUGCUCUCGAACCAAGGGUUUUUGUGA